GCCCGACGACGGUCACACCGAAGCGGCGAGCUAAUAAAAAAAAAAUGUAAAUUGUGCAGCAAGUGAAAUUGAAAAGCAAUAUAUUUAAGUGUGUGAUCCGUGUGUGCGCGGAUAACCCGGGAAACUAAAGCCUAAUCGGCGAGCGGGCGACGCCGCCAUUGGCCCCGCCACGCCCCCAUCCGCGCGUGUGAAAAAAACGCGAUGGCCUCCCUACAUUCCAGUUGGCGUUUUGGCAAGCGGAGCAAAUUACAAUUACGCAUUAAAGUUUCGCAGGAUCCGGAGGACUUUUACCGCCUGGACACCCAGCGAUCGGCCGCCGAGAAUGCCUUCGACAUCUACUCGAUGCUCUGCCUGGAGGAGACGCGGGACACCAAGCGGCUCUUCCUGCUCAAUGCGCUGGCCUCGCUCUGUUUGGGGGCCCGCAAGGGCUCCCACCACAGCAACAUACGCUUCAGCACCGAGGAGCUGCUCUACUGCCUGAGUGCCUCACUGGUGCACACCUUCACCCAAGUGCGAGCGGCGGCGCUGCGAACGAUCCGCUAUGCGAUCAGCACGCCCAAGGACAUCAAGACCUUCAAUGACCUGCAGCUGCAGCAUCUCCUGUGCCGCUCCAUCGAUCUGAUGCUGAAGAACGACGACGAGCGCGUCCAGGCCUUGAAGCUGGUGCGCAAGAUGCUGGCCAUUGCACCGGAGGACAUCAGUCCGGCGGUGGUGCGUUGCCUUGUCUCGCUGGCCGACAGCGGGAUCGAGGAGAACGACAAUCUGCUGCGCGCCUGCCUGGCCACCUUGGCCGAGUUCGCUGUCCUCAAUCCGGCGCUGCUCAUCGUCUGCGGCGGCGUUACCUCCAUCACACGCAACGUGCUGGAGUGCCACAAUCCCCGGAUAGCCGAGAGCCUCUGCGGCGUGCUGCUCUACCUACUCGAAUGGCCGCAGACGAGGAACAUUUGCGGUGUGCGGCUGGAUUGCCUGGCGGCUCCUUACUGCGAUUUUACCUACAGGCUGGGGAUAAUGGAUAAAAACAAAGAUGCGCGUGAACUUCGCUACACCAGCUGUCGACUGGCUCUUUUGUCCGUGCUGCGCAGCUGGACGGGCACCCUCGAAUUCUGUGAUCCCAGCAAACCCUCAGGCCUGAAAGCAAUAGUCGACGCUCUGUAUUUAAAUCAGAUCGAAGUUAGAAAAGCAAUACUGGACUUGCUGUACGAGCUGCUCUCGCUGCCGCAGCCCACGUGGACGGAUGACUAUGCGGUGGCGCUGCAGGCCGUGGAUCCGUCGGACUUCCAGGCCUCCUGGCUGCUCAGCAAUGGCUUCGUCUCCGCCGAGGGUCGCUCCAUUCUGCCCACGCUGGCGGCCCGUGCGCCCAGCGUUGUGGAGCAGCACCUUUCGCUGAUGCUCUACUGUUUCCUCGAAACCGGACUGCUCAAUGCGCUCGUCGAGGUGGCCGUGGCCAGCGAUCAGUUCGUCUCCGUGCAGGCCACGGUGCUGAUUGGCAAGAUCCUGCAGCUGAUGCACACACAUUUGCCGCCGGAUAUUUGCUGCACCAGUCCCGCGCUGCCCACCCUGGUGGGCCAUGCCACGCAUGGCAACCAGCAGGCCAAUGCGGCGGUCGCGGCGUUGCAAAACUACCAGAAGAUGCUGCGCCAGCGACCGGCAUCGUGCAGCCUUUUCCUAGACAGCAUUAUCCAGGGCGGCGCCCUCAUCCAGACGCGUCUCUUUCGCCGCCACCUCAACGUGCAGGAGCAGGCGGGCGGUCCGGUGCUCCAGCUGCAGGAUACGGCCGAAGCGGCCGCCUCGGCAGUGCCGCCCGCCUCGGGACCCUUUCGGGCCACCCUCGAUCGCUAUCGCCUGGACUCUGUGUCGUCCAGCGACGAGUCCAACUCACAGGCCUCGACCUCGUCGAGGUCCAGUUUUCGACUGAAGCGAAAGUUCCUGCCGCAAGCCUUCUUCGAUAACUUUCGAGCGUUCAAUAGGCUGCUCACCGAUUCCCGGGUGCUGAGCCAAGCGGAUGCUCAUCUCUGGGACUGGGAUGUUAUCACCACAAUACUUAAGUCAAAUUUAAUCCGAAAACUGGACUACACUCUGGGAAAGUUCCUCAAGCGCCUGGUGGACUUUUACAAGCCGCGCAACAAUCGCUUCUCGCAUCAGGAUUUGGUGCCCGGUCAAAGCCUGCCCACCUAUGUCAGUGCCGGUCUGGAUUUAAUCGAUGUCCUCUUGGGCAGCAACGAGCUGGAAUGCAUGCGAUACAUAACCGACUACUUUUCGGACAUCAGCCAACAACUGGCGGCCGUCACCACAUCGAAUCGCGCCCACGACUGUCUAUUUAGUCCGCAGCACAUGAACAACACGAUGUGUCAGCAGUAUUUCCUCUACAUUGGACGCAUGUGCCGAACGGUUAAGGGCAUUGAAGUGCUUAAAAACACCACCGUAUUUGAAUACCUGAUCAACUUGGUGCGAGUGACGGACCAUGUCUGCUAUGUGAAGCUAAUUGUCUCCGGGCUGAACUACAGCUACGAGAAGCUGCCGCGUCAGGUGCUGGAGAAGGCGCUCACCUCGGCGAAGACGCGCAGCGGCCGCUUGUAUGCCACCCAGUUCAUGGCGGUGCUGCUGCGCGCCCGUCUGCCGCACUUUGAGGUCUGGGGCAUACCGCUGAUCAUCAACCAGACGCGCGACGCGGACCGCAGCGUGGUGCUGGCCGCCAUGGAUGUGCUGGAGGAGGCCUGCCACGAUAAGUACUACCUGGAGGAGAUAGUCAGCCGGUGGCCCAAUCUGACGCAGCGCGGCGAUGCCGGACGCCUGCUGAUGGCCCGCUAUUACUCACUGCCACGCGGCCUGAACAGCACGAUGGCGCGGAUAGAGGAGGAGAUUCGGUACUGGCGGAACGGGUACAACAAGCGAUACGUGCUCCUGGUCGAGGCGGAUACCCACUCCAGCCUGACGCUGCACAUCCGCAACGAGGAUGGCUACUACUCGCGGCGCAACUGCAACCAGCGACCGCAGACCGUGCCGCCGAACAUUGCGCCCCAUUUGUACGGCCAGAUGGCGCAGACGGGCCAGGGAAUGAAUGCGCUGAGGAAGCACGGCGAUCUGCCGCAGCUCCUGGAGCUGCUCACCCGCGCCAAAUGCACCGACGAUGCCGAGUGCCUGGAACUGAAGGCGGCCAUUUGGGCCCUGGCCCACGCCUCGACGCAUGCCAAUGGAAUUGAAUACUUUGUGGAACUGAAUGCCAGACUUUACGAGAAGUUAAUCGUACUGGUGACCAAGUGCGAAGUAUAUUCGGUGCGAGCCACCUGUUUUAGUGCCUUAGGACUCAUCGCCGGCACCCAAGCAGGAGCCAAUAUUCUUUUUAAAUUGAACUGGCUGAGCGUGCGGCAUGACAAGAACACCAUGUGGCCAGUGCAUCAGCCGGAGGAUUGGAUGUCCAGCCAGUAUACGCCCGUGCGACAUUACUACGAGGACGUGCCGGCGGACAACAUGACCAUGAUGGAGGAAUAUAUCGAGAGGUUCUACGACACGGGCUCCUUCUAUUGGAACCUGCUCGCCGACCAGACGGAUGCGAGUGGCGCCGGCGGAGUGACCGUGGCGGGGAGCGCCGUCGGUGGUGUACAUCCCACGGUGCAGGAUCCGAAUACAACGGCCACGACCACCGCAACGGACGAUGUGCAUCCCAGACUGUUGCCCGGCCUGGUCGGAGUGGCGGCCAAAUCGAAGACCCUGCCGGAGGGCAGCAAUCUGCGCCAGGGCAAGCACCAGCGCUCGCUCUCCGAAUCCAAGACUACGGAUGUGAUCAGCCUGCUCGGCGGAGGAGUGGGAGGAGUAGGAGUUGGAGGAGCCACCACAAUGCCGAUGGGAUCGGGAUCGGGAACGGGUCUCUAUCCCACGCCGUAUCAGCACCGCAUACGCUACAACUCGUGCACGGAUUCCAACACCUCUGGCGUCAGCAGUUGCGAAUCGGUGACCGGACGCACUGCAGCUGCGGCCGCCGCAGCAGCGGCCAAUGAUUUCCAGCAGUUCCCGCUGAGUCCCAUACCCAGCAUGUCCAAUCUGCUGGAGAGCGACGAGCUGAUGCGACGCCAUCAGCUGGCCACCAGUCUGCUGCCCUCCACGCUCAGUCCGAUGGCCAUGAAAGGCUAUGCCCAGUUGCGCUCCCUGCGCGCCCACAGUCGCCCCGUCUUCUCCGAGUCGUCGGCGGAGUUCUACGACUUUGCGGAGAUCAUGGACACCACCACCACCACUCCCGCCGAGGUGCAGAUGCGCCGGCCCGACUGGACGCAUCCGCAUCGUCGGCUCAAGGUGCGCAGCUUGGAUCGCCAGCCCAAGCUGAAUGAUUUCUACAGACGCCUCUCCGCCGACGAGUUGAACGUGCUACUGCCCACGCUGAAUGCUCCCAAGUUUCUGCCCCAGAACGAUCUGCAGGGCCCGUGCUAUGCGGGCAUCUGUUUGCCCAAGAACGUCCUCGAUCUGUUUCCCACGCGCAACCUCAGUCGCACGUAUGUGUCGCGCGACAUCCAGGACCAGGAUCUGGUGGGCAUCAAUCUGCUGGGCAGCAUGGGACGGCAGCAGUUCCUCAACGACUCGCUGACCAACGAGGGCGGCGACGAGUCCUCGGUGAUAUCAUCGCUGUCGGACGUCUCGUCCGCCAGUCGCCGGCAGCCGCGUCAGUGGCAGCAGGGCGCCGCCAAGCAUGCGCGGAGCCAGUGCCUCCAUUGUGCCAGGUCGCCAAGACAGCAGCCCCGCCACGACAGCGGUGGGCAGAGUAACGGCGGCGGAGGCGCCUCUCUGGCACCCUGCGAACUCUACAGCAGUGCAGCGGCCGCUCUUGUGGCGGCCGGCAUUCAGGCGGGACCAGUUUUGGCCAAGAAGAGUAGUGCAUCCGCUUCGGCGGCGCUUGGCGGCGACAUCAGCUUCCAUUCGCCGGAGAGCAUGCUGAGCGAAGAUAGCCUGCCGGACAGGCUGACGGCCUCCAUUCUGUACAACGUGCAGCGCCUGGCCAAUCCCGUCAGUGCCAAGCAGUCGAAGAUGGCGCUGCUGGAGCUGAAGCAGAAGCAUCCGCACGCCUUUCAGGACAUUUGCCUGUACUCGGAGUCCUGCAAAACGCUGGGCAGGAGCAGCUAUCGCAUGAUUGCCCGCCGCUUCCUGCAGGAGCUCUUUCUGGACCUCAAUUUCGACUCCUUCUACGUGGAGCCGCAGCUAAUAAUUGGGGCACGGGGCAAAUUUCCCGCCGAGGAGAAGCCCGAGGCCACGCCGCCCACGGCCAUGCAGGCCAUGCCGUUCAAGCAGAUGAUUCUCAAGCCCAAGCCGCCGGCCCAGCUGGCCAGCGUGUACGAGACCAGUUGGGAGAACCUGCUGAUGGACCAGUCGCCGCGUAUUAACAAGGCAUCGCCCGCCGCUCCGACCAAUGCGAAUGCGAAUGCCAGUGCCCAAAUGAAACCGAAGACCCGCAAUCAGCUGCACAUCGACGACACGGAGAGCUCGUUGUCCAGCAGCGAGGGCGAAGAUGAUCCCGGCGAGGAUGUGUGCGACGGAAGUGGAGCGGGCACUCAGGCCAGCUCGGUGACCACUGCCCACACAGCCCUGCCCACCGGGAACAGCAAUCGCAGCAGCAUCUGCACCAUAAGCCAGCACCCACCGGGUGCCGGUGGUGUGGCUGUGGGCACUUCAACCUCCGCCGGAGGAGCCAGUGCAUCGGAUGAAGCGAGUACAAGCCUGAGAAACGAGAACCGACAGUACACCCGCGGACGCUUCUACACACUGGAGCUGGAUUUGAGCUGCACCAAGAAUAAGUUUCCCAUCAAGGAUCGCAGCCAGGCAACACCAGCAGCCGCCACACAGGCUGUGCCCAUCCUGAAGCGUCAGGUGAGCGCAGAUGCGCAGGCAACGUCGCCCAUCGGCGGCGGCGGCGGCAGUAGUGAGUCGUCGUCGUCGUCGGCGCUGCAUUAUUCCACGGUGACCAAGAGCUUGGCGGCAUCGAUGGCCAAGCCGGUGGGCAGUCUCUAUUGCGAGAAGCGUUUGCAGAGCUCCAAAUCAGAGGCGGUUCUCGAUGAGGUGGCCAUCGCGAGAAGAGCAUCUGGUGGGGCAGGGGUGGCCAGCUGGCGGCAGAUCCUUGACACGCUCGGCGAGGAUCAACUGAAGUAGUCUAAAUCCAAUGGAAACCGCACUGCCUACUCAUACACAUCUCAUUUACCGCCCGCCCGCCUUCCUAAACCGAAACCGAAACCAAUCGGAUGAUUGUAAUAUAUCAAAUCAAAGAACAUGUAGCUACCUAGUUUUAGGCAAACACCCUACUAUAGGAACUAAGUUAUUUUCGCCUAGUUCGUUACGCCUAAUGUUAUUAUCAUAAUUAUUUUUACGAUCAUCACCUAUGCAUAGUUAUUUUUAAUGAAAUUCAUAACCUUAAGCAGAAAAGAAAACCAACAACAAACAACAAAAAUCCCAAAAAAUAUAAUAUAAUUUUCUAAUAUAUAAUAUCUAUCACAACAUGUAUUGUAUAGAAGCAAAUUGGAUGAUUACCUUAAAGCAACAAGAAACAACCACAAACCACCGCAAUUUAUUUAAUCAAUUGUACUUAAAAGUCUAAAAGAGAACCAGUGGCAGACGAAAGCAAUAAGACCACAAGAUCCUUAAACCAAGAAAUUAUCAUUAAAGUUGAAGAGAAUGCAAGAAAAGCGAAUAACGUGAAUCGAUCACAACCUAUUAAACAACCAAAAUGAAAUCAAUAAAUUGAAGAAAAAAAAUGGAAACCUCAAA
Drosophila takahashii is the source of this 6741-nucleotide messenger RNA. RefSeq names its product rapamycin-insensitive companion of Tor (gene rictor). Gene Ontology annotation, biological process: TORC2 signaling; positive regulation of phosphatidylinositol 3-kinase/protein kinase B signal transduction. NCBI's taxonomy places the organism in Eukaryota, Metazoa, Arthropoda, Insecta, Diptera, Drosophilidae. Gene Ontology annotation, molecular function: protein serine/threonine kinase activator activity. The record is from RefSeq and is a predicted model, not a curated record. Gene Ontology annotation, cellular component: TORC2 complex.